This is a messenger RNA of Haliotis rubra (blacklip abalone), 2400 nucleotides long. RefSeq names its product ubiquitin-conjugating enzyme E2 Q2-like. NCBI's taxonomy places the organism in Eukaryota, Metazoa, Mollusca, Gastropoda, Lepetellida, Haliotidae. The record is from RefSeq and is a predicted model, not a curated record. Bases 118 to 1215 code for a protein of 365 amino acids. The transcript is spliced from 12 exons.
UGCGCAUGCGCGCACCAUGUGAAGGCAACCAACUCUGGAAAGUGAGAGGCCUUCUGGAUGUUUUGUUAUUGAUAAACAUAAACUGGUGCCCGACUAGGGUACCAGUUAUCACCGAAAAUGGCGUGUCUAGCGAACUUGAAACAGGAUAUCAAACUUUUGGAGACUUCUUUCCCGAAAGACCACGAAAGGUUUCAGAUUCGAUCUGCAACACUCGAUGAACUGUCAUGUCGAUUCAUCGGAAGAAAUGGGAAUCACUACGACAUUCAAGCAAAUAUCACGGAAACGUAUCCACAGUCAGCUCCCAUCUGGUUCAGUGAUUCAGAGGAAGUGGUGGUCACCACUGUGAUAGAGAGACUCACAGAAACCACUCCUGACAAAUACAAUAUAUUACAACAGGUAAAGCUACUCCUGACAGAGCUCUGUUCCCUCCACGACAUCCCUGUACCAGAGGAGAUCGCCUUUAUUGACAGUGCUUUAGUCAACCGGGGACAACCAGUGCGAGACCGCCAUGAGAGCUCUGAAGAAGAAGAUGAAGAUGAAUUCCACUAUGACAUGGAAGAUGAUGCUCAAAGCAGUGAUCAGAAGGCCAAAGAGGAAAUAGAUGGAAUUGACACAGAAAACCUAGCUGUCUUGGAACGGCUGAAACAGAACCAACGUCUGUCUUACCUAAAGCAGGGAUCAGUGACUGGUUCAGUCCAGGCCACCGACAGGCUGAUGAAGGAGCUACGAGACAUAUACAAAUCUGAAAGCUUUAAAAGACAAAUCUAUACAGUAGACCUAGUCAAUGAUUGCCUGUAUGAAUGGUGUGUCAAGUUAAAAAAGGUUGAUCAAGACAGUCCUCUUCACUCAGAUCUUCAGACAUACAAGGAAAAGGAGGGGAAAGAUUUCAUCCAACUUUGUUUUACUUUCAAAGAUUCCUUUCCAUUUGAUCCUCCUUUUGUGAGAGUGGUGAAUCCCGUCAUAUCUGGAGGCUAUGUAUUGGGUGGAGGAGCCAUAUGUAUGGAGCUUCUUACAAAACAGGGUUGGAGUAGUGCGUACAGUCUGGAAUCCGUCAUAUUGCAGAUUUCAGCUACUUUAGUGAAAGGAAAAGCACGCAUUACAUUCAGUGCUUCAAAGACCCAGUACAGUUUGGCCAGAGCACAACAGUCUUUCAAAUCACUUGUACAGAUACAUGAAAAGAAUGGUUGGUUUACGCCACCGAAAGAAGACGGCUAGGUGACAAUGCUACACUCACAAGUGCUUUGCUGUUAUUGCGAUGUCAUCGAUUUGAUAAGAGAGGACUUAAUGAUGACACAUAAUAAACAAUAUACACAUGUUGUGCUAUUGGGGAUUAAUGCAAGCUGUCUGACAACUUCCAGAUGUACUGAGCUCUUCCUGCAGCCUCAGUGUGGAUUUCAGCCCAUCCUUGGAAGACUGCACCAGUGACCAGUCAGUCAUACUGAAUAGCCCUUAGAUGCCACAACUGCAUUGGAUCGGCCUGGUCCUUCUAUGUUCAUAGUUCACACUUUGUAUGCUUUAGUUCGUUUUCUGUCUGUAUACUAUGGAUACUUUUGCAAUAGGAUGCUUUCAAAUGAUACUCUGUUCACAUUGACAAUAAUGCUGAAGCCUUUUCUCAGCGAUUUCAUUUUGUCUUUAUUAUCCAAAUUUCAUCAUUGCAUUUGUAGAAUUUUCUUUUUCGUUGCCUCAGUAAUCAGUGUCAUUUCGUUUUGAUGAUUAGUUUCUUGUUCUUGGCCCCCAGUUCCCUUCCCUCCCCACCUCACCCCCCUCCCCUAAAACAAAAAUAUUUGCAGGUUUGAUAAUGUACAGUUCAACAGCUUCGAGCCGAUCUGUUGAUAACGAGAAUGGGUAGAAAAGGACAUAUUUACAAAUGUUGAAGCAAUCAGAAUUGUGCUAUGUGGGUUAUCCUGAGAUCUUUCUGUUUAUUUAUGAGUGUUAUUCAACAUUUACAAAGUUUGAUGUUGGUUGAUCAUGAUCUGCCUCGACAAAGUGUUCACACGUUCCUUGGAACUAGCGAUGUCUCCAGACACGGACAGCGGUCUCUACUAUCCGGACAAGAGGUCAGUGAUGACCGCCCCCAUGUUAUACCAGCUUCAGAGGUGUUCUUUAGCCAUAGCUAUCUGAUUGCAUAUUCAGCGAGUGGCAGAAAGUGGCAUCUCAGCAAGUGUGUACAGGCGUUAUAUGCAACUCUUACACAGGGAUUCUGGGAUUAUUUUGUAGUGUAUGUGGUGUGAGGGAUUUAACAGACGUCAUGGACGAUGCCGUGGGACUUCUCACCCCCUCAGUACAAUUGCUUUUAGAGGAGAUUCUCACACAAUUAUGAUUCUGUACAAAUAACGAAUAUUGUACUCUGAACAUGUCGUCAUCAUCAUCAUCAUCAAGUAAACUUCUGUAUAUGUUUAA